This is a messenger RNA of Camellia sinensis, 1315 nucleotides long. The record is from RefSeq and is a predicted model, not a curated record. NCBI's taxonomy places the organism in Eukaryota, Viridiplantae, Streptophyta, Magnoliopsida, Ericales, Theaceae.
AAAUCGAGUCGUGUGCUGAGCUCCUGAACUUGCGAUGCGACUCCAUUUUCGCGGCUCGUUUCGUUCCCACUCACUCGCCGGGCACUCGCUCUCCACGACCACGGCAUGCCACUAAACUGCGCCUCCUCACCCUGCUUAACUUUUGCAGUGAUUCAGAGGAAUUUGAAACUUCGUGCCUCUGUUUUUGUCGCGGCUAGAUCAAUUGGGUCUAAGCGACUCCUUUAUUAUUCAUCAUCAUCAGAGAAACUAAGUGAAUUAAUGGAUACCAAGCCAAGAAUUAGGACACCUGUUGUCAAGGAAUGUGUGGCAAAAGCUAGAAAAGUUGAAACUGAAGUUACCGAGGAUGAUCCGGAUACAAUUGAAAGAAUGACAGUUCAAGAACUUAGAUCAAAAUUAAGGAGUGUUGGGGUCCCCUCAAAAGGUUCUAAACGUGAUCUUGUGUCUGCUUUGAAGGGAUUCCUAAAUAACAAAGUAGACGGUGAGGAUUCUCUGGUGGUAGAAGAUUGGCAAUCCUCUGAAACAAAACCAAUUUGUACUGAAAAAAAUUCAUCAAAAAGGAAGGCUAAGAGUUUGUCUGGCGAAGAGCAUGUUGUGGAGGUGAACAGUGUUUUGGAGGUUUCUGAACUUCAAUGCACUAAAAGAAGAGUAAAACAGGUCCAAGUGGAUGACAGCAUUGAAGAAGUCAAAACUACAGUAGUCACAACAAAGCAGAAGCUGUCUAUCAAAACUGAUGAAGUUUCAGGUAAGAAACCCACACAGUUAAAGAGGAAAGCACCAGCAGAAAUUGCUUCUAGGCUUGUGGAAGCUUCUGGUGAGGCUAAUCUUUCUGUAAACCAAAAUGAACCUUGGACUAUUCUUGCCCACAAGAAGCCACAAAAAGGGUGGGUUGCAUACAAUCCCAAGACUAUGAGGACUCCUCCUCUUACUGGUGAUACAAAAUUUAUGAAGUUAUUGUCAUGGAAUGUCAAUGGGUUGAGAGCUUUACUGAAGCUGAAGGACUUCUCUGCUCUGCAACUUGCUCAAAGAGAAGAUUUUGAUGUGUUGUGUUUGCAAGAGACCAAACUACAGGCAAGAAGAAAUUUACUUGCUUUGAGCUUGUUCAAUUUGCCUUAAGAAAAGUGAUAAUUUGCCCGAAAAGAGCCAUAAGAAGAAAAAAUGCUAGAGUUGGAUGCCGAAAUUGUUUUGAUAUCAUUCCAGUAAUGUUGAGAAUUGUGCAUUUGUGAUACUUCUGCACAUAAUUAUAGCUCCCUAUGAUUUACUUGUUAUUUAAAUCUGCAGUUAUUUUUUGCUUUAUAAUUGAAUUUCCUGACAAACU